Amblyraja radiata (thorny skate) is the source of this 909-nucleotide messenger RNA. RefSeq names its product restin homolog. The coding region runs from base 115 to 909 and encodes 264 amino acids. NCBI's taxonomy places the organism in Eukaryota, Metazoa, Chordata, Chondrichthyes, Rajiformes, Rajidae. The transcript has 2 exons. The record is from RefSeq and is a predicted model, not a curated record.
CAGGAGAGACAAGAGAGAGGGGUCAGACACGCGAUCAAUAGCCCGAACUGUGGCAGGAAUAAGCUGCCUUCCCUCAAGCCUGAGUCUCCAGCCACUCGUGGCAAAGGUACAAAGAUGUCUUUGUUGGAAUCCAGAGUGAAGUCAGUGGAAGAAGCAAACUGCUCCUUGCUAAAGGAGAUUGGAAAACUCCAGAAUGAACUAAAGCAGGUUGGAGGAGAAGCCUGUGGCUUCCGGGAUCAAACCACAUCAUGGUCAUCCAUCAUGGGCAACAUUGAAGUCAGCAACAACACCAUCUCAAAGAUCAUGUCACGUCUCAAGGAAGCAGAGGGGACACUUUACUCGGAGAAGUUGUCAAUGAUCAUGUUAUUAAAUCGAGCGCAGCAGUUAGAACUGAUGAUCACUGACAACGAGGAGGAAAUGAAAAGCCAAAGGAAUCAAUCUGAGCGCAGGUUAGCAGAAUUACAGAGUGUGGUGCAGAACAUUCAUGGGCAGAAGGUACAAACGGAGAGAAUGGUCUCCACCUUAAUGAGUGACGUGGGACAGGGAAAGAAUCAGAUGGAACUGCAGGAGUCUGAAAUUAAACUGGUCAAAGAAGAGCUGAAACAAGUUUCGCAGCAAAUGGACGAGGAAAACAAGUUAACCGUCAGUAUUGGGGAAAUUAUAUUUAACAUUUUAGGAUUAUGUCAAAUGUUUGUGAAUGCCUUAAAUCUUGACGAGUACAUUUGCAUGCUAUGUACUUUCUUUUACUUUUUAAAAAUACUUUCAAAAACUUCAGAAACGGACAAGUUUAUCUUAACUGAUUUUUAUAUGCAACUUAUUUGUCUGAAGUUUUUCGAAGACACUGUAUCCCAGACCAAGUUUGCAACUUUGAUUUCCAAGUAUGUAGCAAAAGCCAGCCUUGCCUUAUAA